AUGUCUUCACCAUGGACUUCCAGCAUUGACCCAGGGGGUAGGACCACGAGUAGGGGGUGGCUUCCUCAUAGGCAGCUGGCCCUGGAAACCACCAACACCAACAAGGACCCCUACUUUAUAAAAAAACACCUGGGAUCACACAAAUGCAAGCUCUGCCUGACACUUCACAACAAGGAGAGCAGCUAUCUCGCACACACCCAAAGGCAAAAGCUUCAGACCAACUUGGCAAAGGAGGUCCCCACCCAGCCAAUGCCUGAGGUCAAGGCACAGGUGAAGAAGUUUGUGAAGGUCGGCUCCCCAGGGUACAAAGUGACCAUGCAGAGGGACACAGAGAUGGGCCAACAGAACCUCCUCUUCCAUAUUGACUACCCUGAGAUUGUCGAGGACUGCAUGCCCUGCCAUGGCUUCACGUCGGCCUAUGAGCAGAGGACUGAGGCCCCGGACCAGUGCCGGGAGUACCAGCUGAUGGCUGCCAAGCCCUCGACCAUCGCUUUCUAGGUGCUGAGCAGAGAGGUCGCCAAGGCUGAGAAGUUUUGGAUUCACUGGAACAGAGACAUCAAGUUUUUCCUGCAGUUCCACUUUAAGAUGGAGAAGCCUCUGGCCCCACCAAGCCUCCCUGUGGGGCCUCCCAAGGUUGUGGGGCCUCCCAAGGUUAAUUGCCCCCACCUGCACCAAUGGUCCUCCCCCAACUCACACCCUGCUCUGGGAGUCCACCCUCCCCCAGUGGCUGGUGUUCACCCACAGGCGCCUGGAGUGCACCCACCGGAACCUGCAGUUCAUCUCCAGGCAUCCCGGGUCCACCCACCUGCCCCUGGGAUCCUCCCCCAGGCACCAGGUCCUGGAGUUCAUCCUGCAGCUGCUAGGGUCCACCUCCAAGGCCCUGGUGUUCACCAUUCAAAUCCUGGGGUACACCCUCCUACUCCCAUGUCCCUGAUGCUGAGGCCCUCACUUCCCUUGGAAGGCCUGGGGAACAUUCCUCCCCUUCCACCAGCCAACUGA
Molecule: messenger RNA, 999 nt
Organism: Oryctolagus cuniculus (rabbit)
Lineage: Eukaryota; Metazoa; Chordata; Mammalia; Lagomorpha; Leporidae
Source: RefSeq, a predicted model, not a curated record